UGGAAGAGUCCAUGCUUGCAUUGUUUCCGUGCAGGAGGCUUGCACCCAGUCGAGAGGCAGCACAAAAUAAAGACAAAGUCUGGCACACGCACGGGCUAACGGGCCGGGCCGGCGUUCCGCAGAUUGAAUUGCUAGCGAUAUUGAAUUUAGCGUGGUUCCCCUGGGCUCGCCUCGCUGACACACAGGGAUGAAGGGCUAGCUACCCGCCAGGCCGUCACGGGUCUGUAGCCAUCCGCUCACCGCGUGACCAGCACACCUUUCCUCGGGCCAGACGUGCGAGGAUGGCGGGGCAGGCGGCGUGGUUCCUCCCGUUGUUGGCGGCGGGGCUGGCCCUGCUCGCCCGGGACGCAGGGGCGGCGCUGUGCGAGCCGAUCACGAUCCCCAUGUGUAAGAAGAUGCCGUGGAAUAUGACGAGGAUGCCCAACCUGCUGCACCACAGCACCCAGGAGAACGCCAAACUCGCCAUCGAGCAGUACGAGAGUCUGGUCAACUACACGCCCAGCUGUAGCCCCGACCUGCUCCUGUUCUUCCUCUGCUCCAUGUACGCGCCCAUCUGUACCCUAGAGUUCAGCCAGGAGCCCAUCCGGCCCUGUAAGAAGGUGUGUGAGGGGGCACGCGCCGCCUGUGAGCCCGUGGUGCUCGCGUACAACCACACCUGGCCGGACCACCUCAAGUGCGACGACCUGCCCGUCUACGAGCUGGGCGUCUGUAUCUCACCUGAGGCCAUCGUCACUGAAGAGCCACCAGAGCUUUCGGAAUCUACAGAAAAUGCAGACAUUAGGGAGCCGGGAAAGUCAAGAGAAAAGGGGCGCCGCAAACAGGACGGAGUAGAGGAGGAGGACGAGAAGUGCCCGAAGUGCAAACGACUGAAGGCCUCCUACAGAAACUACGAGAAGAAAACUUAUCAUUAUGUGUUGAGAGUACAGGUGAAGGGAACAGAGACCCGCGGCGACCAGAUCGCCACCACUGUGACCGUGCUGGAGGAAUGGAAGCACCACGCCAUCAGCGUCCCGAAGGGGGAAGUGCAGCUCUGGACCAACUCCACCUGCAAGUGUCCAAGACUGAAGGUGGACCAGGAGUACAUCAUCAUGGGAUACGAGGACAGCACCAACGGCCGCCUGCUGCUGCUGCCGGAUACCAUGGUAACCAACUAUUCCAGCAGGUGGCAAAAAAGAUUCAAGAAAUGGGAAAGACGGCUGAAGCGGUCACCUGGCAGAAAGAGACGAAAAGGCCGUAAGAAACCGCGGUCAGACGAUAGCGUGCAGGGAGACUCGCCGGAUCCGGACAGCUCCAGAGACCGGAGAGAAACAGGCACAGGGGACCGCGACAUGGAACCUGGGAACGAGAGUUGAUCGUGAAGGGUGGGAGCCUGGGUAGGAGACUUAUUGCCGACACUGCCGCAUGCUUGAAACAAAAUGACGUAUGAUGAUGGCCAGUCAUUCUUUCAGUGUUUUGAUGUUUCUGGGAGUCCAAUAUGGCGGAGUAGAAGUCAGUAGACGUUAAGCGCUAACGUCCCAACGACUUGUGACGCAAGCUUGGUGCACAAAUUCGCAGACACUCAACAGCAGAAGAGGAAAAAUAUAGCACUGAUAUGAUAAAUCAUAGAGUAAGGACUCCGUCCAAUACAUACUAGUUGCUUGCAAGUAACGAGAGAGAGGGUAUAAGGGGCAACAGAUCUAGAUUUGUGGAUACAAUGGCCUGAAGACCGAAGUGAUUUUUAUGGAACUUAGGAACCAUCUUUAACACUAAGUACACAGAUAACAGUUACUGUAAUGAAUUAGAGUUUGUAUGCUGUUGUGGAAGAUCAGGUAAGAAAGCUUUCUAAAAGUGCACCAAGUCAGAAAAUUACGAAAAUUGAAUGCCUUGAAUACGUAUAUAUUCAAUAUCGAGUUUUUACUAUCUUUCAACUUUGUUGUAAAAAACGUUUUGUAUAUAUUCGCCGUACGUCCGAAUGGCUUAUUGGCUGUGAUGAAUAUGUAGAAGUAUAGAAAGGAAAAGAGUUCAUGUGAUAUGUACAACGUACCACCUGUAAGUAUGCAGUUCUCAGCAAAGCAAUAUUUGAGCUUUGCGGCUAAGGCAAGGCUAGGGAUGUGAACGUGUGGCUUAUGUGACGCUUUCUUCAGGUGUAUGAGACAUACAGGUAAUACAAUAUAAAGCAUGUAAUGUUAGAAUUGCUAUGGACCUGCUUUAGAAGGUACACAAGGCCGUGUGUUGGACUCAGCUACCUGUGCUUGUAUUGUGGGCUUGGCUUCUGCCACAACGAAUCUUAUGGCAAAAAUAAAGUUACGACUAAGCUUAAGGUUGACUUAAUUGAAGUAAGUUUGACAACGCGCGGUUCUUCGGCCGACAGGCCUUAGGCCCAACAAGCGGCACAAUCUGCAAGUUAGCUCGAUAGAACCCUACAAGUACGCCACAAAACUUCAGACAAUAAAGUCAAUAAGAC
Branchiostoma belcheri (Belcher's lancelet) is the source of this 2443-nucleotide messenger RNA. RefSeq names its product secreted frizzled-related protein 3-like. Lineage: Eukaryota; Metazoa; Chordata; Leptocardii; Amphioxiformes; Branchiostomatidae. Gene Ontology annotation, cellular component: cytoplasm. Gene Ontology annotation, biological process: non-canonical Wnt signaling pathway; canonical Wnt signaling pathway. The record is from RefSeq and is a predicted model, not a curated record. The coding region runs from base 282 to 1352 and encodes 356 amino acids. Gene Ontology annotation, molecular function: Wnt-protein binding. The transcript is spliced from 7 exons.